AUGGUCGUUAACCCACCACCUACCUGUUGCAAGAAGACUGGCGGAGACUGUACCUGCGCUCAGCAAGCAAAAUGCUCUUGUGGCCAGAAAGAAGCUCUGAAUUGCACAUGCGAGCGUGCACCGCAGGAGAACAAAGUUGAGGGCGCUCGGUGUUCCUGCUGUAGUGCCCCUGCCUCCAACCUCUUUGGAAGUUACACUUUACUCACUGAUAUUUCUCUUGGACACAGUAAGACGGCCAGCAAAACAGUGCACAUGCGAGAGGGCUGCCGAGGAGAACACUGUCACGGGAGAUAGUUGUGAAUGUGGUUUAAGGAGGGCAGACGCCUGUGAGUAUUUAUCCACAGGUUACGUCGAGGUGCGAAGACUGAUCGAUUAUUCUAGGCACAUGCGAGAAGAAUCUGAACGUGGGCUUGAGAGAGGGAGAGGUGGACUUCACAGGAAGGGUGUAGCCGGACAUUAA
Molecule: messenger RNA, 460 nt
Organism: Tuber aestivum (summer truffle)
Lineage: Eukaryota; Fungi; Ascomycota; Pezizomycetes; Pezizales; Tuberaceae
Source: the annotation of a GenBank genome assembly